Molecule: messenger RNA, 3242 nt
Organism: Python bivittatus (Burmese python)
Lineage: Eukaryota; Metazoa; Chordata; Lepidosauria; Squamata; Pythonidae
Gene: CDH17
Product: cadherin 17
Biological process (GO): homophilic cell-cell adhesion; cell migration; calcium-dependent cell-cell adhesion
Cellular component (GO): adherens junction; plasma membrane; catenin complex
Molecular function (GO): calcium ion binding; beta-catenin binding; cadherin binding
Source: RefSeq, a predicted model, not a curated record
AUAUUGCUACUAGUAGGAGAGUAAUAGGUUGAUUGGAAAACCUUUUGCUAAUAAAUGAAGAAGGUAGAAGAAAGAUGGUGUGGAUUGAAUGUAAAUAUCCUCUCUCUCCAUGUUAGGAAGGCAGUUUCAUAAGAUCAACAGAAUCAGAAGAGAAAGCCUGAUCAAGAUGUUUAAGCCAAAUGGACUUAGUUUACUGUGUCUCCUUAGUCUUCACCAGGUUGCUUACCUUCUUAAAGAUAAGUUGCAAUCAACUGGACCUUUGGACAACAAAGUUCUUUCUGUUGAAGAGGGUAAAAUGGGACCACAGUAUUUAUACAGGUUCACAUUUCAACCUCCUACCUAUAGUCUGAGGCUGACUGGUGAAAUAGAUAACCUCAUAGAGAUCACACCAAAAGAUGGAGUUCUGAUUGUCAAUGAGCCUCUAGACUGGGAAAACAAAUCAACAUAUAGAUUACAGCUGGAAGGUCUAAAUCAAAACGGCAAUAGAGUGCAAGGCCCAUAUUCUAUCAUCAUAAAUGUUAUAGAUAUCAAUGACAACCCACCCCAAUUUAAUAAAUCAAGCUACUCUGGCGAAGUUAGACAACACUCCCUCCCAGGAAAGCCUUUCAUGUAUGUUACUGCUUUUGACCGUGAUGAUCCCAGCUCCUUAAAUUCACAACUCAGCUAUAGUAUCCUUCAUCAGUUUCCCAGCCCUUUUACCACCGAGAUGUUUUUUCAGAUUGACAAUGUUACAGGAGCAAUUUCUACAACUCUUUCUGGAGCAGAAAAUUUAAAUCCAGACAUACAGGACAAGUUUACCCUUGAGGUGGUAGCAAAAGAUAAGGCAGGACAGUCCAAAGAUUCUUUUGCCACUAGCACUGAUGUGAAGAUCACUGUACUGGAAAACCUUUGGAAAUCUCCUCCAGAAGUAAUACUCAUGGAGAACUCUACGAAGCCACACCCCAUGAACAUCACUCAUGUUCAGUGGAAUGAUCCAUCUGCAAAGUAUGAACUUCAACCCAAAGAAAAAUCUUCUAUUAAACUCCCAUUUACAGUUGAUCAGAGUGGGACAGUUUACGUUACUGAACCACUAGACAGAGAAGAGAAAGAUUAUUACUCAUUCUAUAUCCUUGCAAUUGAUGAAGAGGGAGACAAACUGGCCUACCCAGUCACUGUUUCAGUCCACGUUGAAGACAUCAAUGAUAACCCCCCUGUGUGUGACCACGUUAUGACUAAAUUUGAAGUUCAAGAAAAUGAAGUUGCAGGGAAUUUAAUAGGAACUGUCUCUGCCUCAGACAGAGACAAGAAGGGGUCUUUCAAUUCCCGCCUGCGGUUCCGCCUUUUGGAGCAGACCCCCAAAAUCCCACUAGACAAUCUCUUCCGCAUUGAAUCAGGAACUGGGUCGGUCCACUUAUUCAAAAUGGGAUUAAACAGACAAGUGGCCACAAAUUACUUUUUGAAGGUGGAAGUGACAGAUCCAGAUUUCUCAACAGUAUGCGAUGUACAAAUACAUGUCAUUGACAUCAAUGAUAAGAUCCCAAUAUUUGAAAAAUCAGAUUAUGGCACUCUGACUAUUCCAGAAGACUGGGGAAUAGGAACCAUCCUUAAGAAAAUUCAGGCUACAGAUGCUGAUGAACCAUUUACUGGAAGCUCUCAAAUUAUCUACACCAUCACAAAGGGUGACCCAAAUAAUACUUUUAUAAUACUGACGGAUAAAAAAACAAACAUGGGAGUUAUUAAAAUUAAUAAGGCUCUCGAUUUUGAAACGGCAGCCAUGUAUAACCUUACAAUCAAUGCUACUAAUCCUGAACCUCUUGUGGCUGGAGUAAAGUAUAAUUCAAGCUCAUCUACUUUCUUACAAAUCUAUGUUACUAAUGUGGAUGAAGCACCAGUUUUCCGCCAGUCCGUCUACAUAGUUGAGAAAUAUGAAAAUGUGACCGUUGGUACCAAUGUGGCAACUGCAGAAGCUUAUGAUCCGGAAGGAUACACAAUAAGGUACUCGCUGAGGAAAAAUAACAGGAACUGGCUGGAGAUUGAUCCUGUCAGUGGCAGGAUAUAUACAGCUGCCCCACUGGAUCGCGAAAUUCAGCAUACCUAUAUAGUAGAAAUUGUUGCAACUGAGCAAAGCGAAGCAUCUAAAAGCUGUGCUGUACAGCUGAUAUUGCACGUCACAGAUGUCAAUGAUAAUCCUCCAUAUUUAGCAAAGAGUACAGUGUUCUUCUGCCACCCUCUCCAAAAAGGCGAGAGUGCAGAAUUUGAAGUUGAUGAUCCAGACACACACCUUCCAGUAUUCACAUACACCCUCUCUGGAGAGCAUGCGAACAACUGGAUCAUUUCUAAAGCAGAUGGCAAACAUGCUUACAUUUCCCCAACAAACUUGAAUCUUGAAGAAAAAAUCUAUAAUGUAUCACUGAAAAUUAAUGACAAUGGAAGGCCACCAAUGGAAAGAGUUGUCAAUCUGAAAGUGAAUGUGUGCAGGUGUGUCGAUGAAAGGUGUUUUAUAGAAAUUGAAAAUCCAAAUCCAUUUCCAACAGUAGGAGUAGCAGUUGGCAUUCUGGUUGGUGUUCUGCUAGUUAUUGGUGUCAUUUUGGGAAUAGUGUUUUUAAACCUCGAACGUAAAAAGAAGAAAGAACAAAGCGCUGUUGCCAUCAGGCCCUCUGAACUGCGAACCUUGACAUAAAGGGUUAAGUGAAAGUGGACAUUCAGGUUUUCAUGUUUUACGUUGUUGUUUUCUCCCAUCAGUGAAUGUCAGAAGCCUUUGCCACAAAUGAUGCAUUUGCUAUCUUUCUUUCCCCCAGUUUUUAAGCAGAGGAGUAGAACUUCCCAGUCAUAUGGAGGCUGUGGAGUCAAAGUGCACAUCAUGUGAAAUGUAUGCCAGCAUGUAAAGAGCAUGAAACAUCAGUGACAAGCUACUGUGCAGGAUUGGUGGAGGCAACUUCUCCUAGAACUAAUACAUGCUUGGUGGGAAAGGUUUUCAUAGUCCCAAUAGUGUUACCCACCAUGAAUUAAAUAAAGUAAUAGAAAAGCCUGGCAGGUUAAUAUCCUAUGUAGUUUGGUCUUUAGGGAGAAAAACCAAAAUAGAGCAAAAAUGACCAUCAAAUUAUGAGCCUGCAACCCAAUCCUGCUUAGUCUGAUUACCUUUACUCCCUAGUACAGAUGUUUAGAAGUGCAACUAAAGUGACAGCUCUUUGCUUUUUUUUUCUAAGAGGAAGCCUUGUUGAACACAGUGUGGUUUACUUCCAAAUAAAUACAUAUAAAAGUUG